GCUAAUAGGCCCCUUGCACAUGGUUAUGCCUAUUUCCUCUACAACUUAAGCUUGUUUAAAUAGAUCACUUCCAUAUGCAUUUCGAUAAUCAAACACUGAAGUUCAGUCUAACCAAUUUCCAAGGUUUCUACACAUCUUCUUCUCUUCCAUUCAAUUCCUCGCUCUCUAUUUUCUAAGUUAAUACCAUGAUCAGCUCCAAGAAGCUCAUCAAGCUCGCCAAAAGAUGGCAAAAAUUUGCUGCCAUCCGAAGAAAGAGGAUUUCGUUUCCAAGACUAAAUGAUGACGCGAAUAGUUGCAGCACUUCCACUGCAGCAAACAAGGGUCAUUUUGUUGUGUACACAGCUGAUCAGAAGCGGUUUGUUGUUCCUUUAUCUUAUCUCGAGAAUGAGAUCAUUAGACAACUCCUAAGCAUGUCUGAAGAAGAAUUUGGACUUUCAAGCGAUGGGCCUAUUACGCUACCAUGUGAUGCAGUCUUCAUGGACUACAUCGUUUCACUUCUUAGCCGAGGUUUAUCCAGAGAACUAGAGAUUGCAUUACUCAACUCAGUUACUUCAUAUCGAUGCUCAUCAGCUCUACUGCACCAAGAAGGGUUGAGAAAUCAGGAAUUAUUGCUAGUUUGCUGAUAAUAAGUUUUGUAAAUGAGGAUAUUAGUUGUAGCUCAAUACAUCUUGUGAAAUGUACAAAUACACCAAUACUUGAUAAUCAAUAUGUUCAGUAGUCUUCUUUGAAAAUUCAAGUAUAUUCAUUACUUUCAAAUUCUCCUUAAUCUUCAGUUUGUUGCAACACA
Ipomoea nil (Japanese morning glory) is the source of this 787-nucleotide messenger RNA. Its product is annotated as auxin-responsive protein SAUR68-like. Bases 186 to 623 code for a protein of 145 amino acids. Gene Ontology annotation, biological process: response to auxin. The record is from RefSeq and is a predicted model, not a curated record. The transcript has a single exon. Lineage: Eukaryota; Viridiplantae; Streptophyta; Magnoliopsida; Solanales; Convolvulaceae.